Molecule: messenger RNA, 1725 nt
Organism: Chrysoperla carnea
Lineage: Eukaryota; Metazoa; Arthropoda; Insecta; Neuroptera; Chrysopidae
Product: vesicular glutamate transporter 1-like
Exons: 6
Coding region: 216-1637 (473 amino acids)
Biological process (GO): monoatomic anion transport
Molecular function (GO): transmembrane transporter activity
Source: RefSeq, a predicted model, not a curated record
CAGUCAGUACUGUCAGCAGUUGUUAUUAAUUAUACGUAGAAAAAAGAUUUUAUGUUGUUUUUAUUACAAUUGUGUACUUGUCAAUUUUGAAAUUGACCGAAAAUUAAAGUUUAAACACACGUUUUUGUUGUUUUUGAUUCAACAAUCCUUAUCGAUGCUGUAAUAAUACAAUCUUAAAAUAAAAACAACGGUGGGCCUUGUCCCUCUGGUAAAAAAUGGUUAGCCAAACUGCAAUAAUUACUACGGAGAAGAAACUCAGUAAUAAUGGAGACACAACAAUACAUAAUUUACCAAAUUCAAAUCCACCAAGUUUACCGUUUUAUCAAUUUAGCAAAAGAUACACAUUAGCGAUUUUUUCACAUAUUGGUUUAAUAUUAACUAUUUCGAUAUUUUCGUAUUCUCAAGAUGUGCUCCAAUCUAAUUAUGGUACGAUAUAUAAUAUGAGAUAUUGGUACAAGAUAAUGUACGUUCUUAUACAAAUACCUGCAGCUAUUUUUAGUUAUAAAUAUUCAGCUACACAUUUAUUUGGAAUCUGUAUUUUGGGUAAUUCGAUGCUAACUAUGAUAUUUCCAAUUAUAUCACAAUGGGAUGAGCCACCAGUUAUAUUAGUUGGACUAUUUCAUGGUCUUUUUAUGGGAGCAGCAAGCCCGUCAUUUUAUUCAAUAUGGCGAUAUUGGACACCACCGUUAGAACGUUCAACAUUAAUGGCAAUAGGAUGCACAGGAUUAAUUUCAAGUGGGGUUAUUUUUAAUUUAAUAUCAACAAGUGGUUUAUUUAAUUUGGAAAAUAUUUUAAAUGUUUAUGGUUUUUUGGGAAUAUUUUGGUUUUUUGCAUGGCAUUGGGUUGCAUUCGAACAUCCCUCUCAACAUCCAAGUAUAACCGAGCAAGAAUUAACAUAUUUACAACAAAAUAUUACCAUAAAACAUGAAACAACAAUGCCAUCUAUACCUUGGAAAAAAAUAUUUUUCAACAUGCCAAUAUUUACGCUGAUUCUUGUUAAUUUUGUGCAUAGCUUAACAAGACCAAUGUUAUCGCAUGUAGGGCAUUUAAUUUUUUUUGUUAACUCUUAUUUUUUCAAUAAGUUGUUAAUAAUUCUUGUAAUCAGUUACGUGGCUGAUUUACUUUUACGAAAAAAAUCAAUUUCAACAACAAAUUUAAGAAAAAUUUAUAUAUGCGGUGGUUUGAUACUGAGUGUCCUCGUAAUUUUAAUAGAACCAUAUUUUGGCUGGGGUCCAUCGAUAUGGGACUCGAUAAUAUCGUAUAGCGCACUAAUUAUUUAUUGUUUACCAUUUGUUGGAUUAUUUGCAAAUCAUUUGGACAUCGCUGGACAAUAUGCUGGAAUUACAAUUGCUUUGACGAACAUGCUAAUAGAAGUGGACAUGGUUUAUAUGUUGGAUCAUUAUUUGAAUAUUGAAAUUUAUCAAAUUAUACAUUUUAUAAAUAGAUACACUUUUAAUAAAUUUUCAUACACGAUAUUUGUUGGGGUAGCAUUAUUGUAUUACAUGUAUGGAACUAGUAAACAACAAGAUUUGGACAAAGAAGAGAAGAAAGAGGAAUUUACUAUCAGUACCAUAAUUAUGGGAGUAAACAUGGAAGUCAGAUCUCCCCUCCUCGAAGCUCCAGGAAUUAAACAUUAAAAAUUUAGAUCAUUAAAUUAAAUUGUUACUUAAUUUUAUAAAUAUUUAAAUUGUAUAUUUUUAUAAUAAAUAAAAUAUAAUAAUUUUC